AUGCCUCUUUGGAAGAUCUACCAUAGCGCAGACGCGUUCACCACCCAAGAAGAAAAGGAUGCUGUUGCCCGUGGUGCAACCGAGUUCUAUGUCUCCAAGGGCCUUCCGUCAUUUUACGUCCACGUCAUCUUCUUCCCCAUUGCCAACGAGAACAAAUUCACAGGCGGCACGUCGCAAUCACGCUUUGUCAUCAUUGAACUUGCGCACAUUGCAAGAAAUUGGGACGGCGACCAAAAAAGAGCGACGGUAAUCAAGGAUAGCAUCGAUCGCGUCAUGCGACCAUUUACAAUUGACAAGGGAAUCCAUCUCGAGUACGCAGUCCUUGAGGGGCCGGCGGCUUUAUGGAGAAUCGACGGGAUCGACCCGCCGGAAGCAUUUGGGCCCGAUGAGCAGGAGCAAGCCGAGGUAAACCGAAAGAUUCUGCAUGACAAGUAUGGUGCCUAA
Messenger RNA from Metarhizium brunneum ARSEF 3297, 444 nucleotides. RefSeq lists its product as uncharacterized. The record is from RefSeq and is a predicted model, not a curated record. Lineage: Eukaryota; Fungi; Ascomycota; Sordariomycetes; Hypocreales; Clavicipitaceae.